Molecule: messenger RNA, 990 nt
Organism: Saccharomycopsis crataegensis
Lineage: Eukaryota; Fungi; Ascomycota; Saccharomycetes; Ascoideales; Saccharomycopsidaceae
Gene: CTK2
Product: Ctk2p
Exons: 1
Coding region: 1-990 (329 amino acids)
Biological process (GO): regulation of transcription by RNA polymerase II; positive regulation of DNA-templated transcription, elongation
Cellular component (GO): cyclin/CDK positive transcription elongation factor complex; nucleus
Molecular function (GO): cyclin-dependent protein serine/threonine kinase activator activity
Source: RefSeq, a predicted model, not a curated record
AUGGCAGAUCAACAAUAUUUCAAGUCUUCGGUACAGAUAUCGAGGCCGUUUUUGACAUCAAAGGCGGUGAAGUUCUUGCAAAAGAAAACCAUCCCUGAUUACCAAACUUAUAAACAAAGAAUAUCACAUGUCUUGAGUUUCCUUCUAAGCUUGACAAGGCUACUCAAGUUUCCAUCCAGAACUCUCGAGUCAGCAAUGCUAUACUACCAAAGAUACUACCUUUUUAAUCAUUUUUCGACAUCAAGCAACAUUGACGUUGCUAUAGCUGCAUUAUUUAUUGCCAGUAAAAAUGAAGAUACCAUCAAGAAAUUAAGAGAUAUAAUAGCUAUAGCAAAUCCAUUGAGGAAUGCCCCAAAUACCAAUGAAGCAAUCGAGGAAAACAAAAAAGUGAUUCUUAAUUUCGAAAAGAAGAUGUUGGAGACUAUAAGCUUUGAUUUCAGAACCUACCAUAUUGAUGAAUUAUUGAUUCGUAUAGCUAAAGACUUGAAACUAUCUGUUGAUUUGACCUAUUUAGCUUAUAUGAUCGCCUUUGACUCAUUCCAGACAGAAGUGAGUCUUAAAACUCCUCAGCAUGCAACUGCAAUCGCUUGUAUUAUUAUUGCUGCGAAGUUCCGGGAAGAAAAUAGCGUCUUUCCAUUAAACUCGGCCAAGUACAAGUGUGAUAGAGCGUUGGUAAAUGAAGCGCUAUUUGAAAUAUUGGAACUUUAUAUCAAUAACUAUAACUAUGGUAGUUUGGCAGACAUGUACCCGAAUGAUAAGGAAUCUUUCAUAAAGAUUAGAAUUAAUAUCAAAAACGAGAUAAAUUUGAAAGAUUUGGAUGAAAGAAGUUUGUUAAACGACGGAUUUUACAAUAUUAAAAAUUAUAAUGUUAGUGACACAGGAAGUGCGAGAUACAUGCUAGGCAAUCAAGAGAAAAGGUUUUAUGAGGAAGUGGAUGCUCAAGAAAAUUAUAAAGAAUCAACAGAGCCAAAAAAGGUGAAAUUGCAUUGA